AUGAGUGGGAUAGAAGUCGUGGGUCUUGCUUUGGGUGCCUUUCCUAUUCUAAUUAGUGCUCUUGAACACUUUCGAGACUCGGCAGCAAUCCUCCGCAAUUGGUGGCGUUUUGAGAGAGAAUUUAACAAUUUCAAGCUCCAAAUUGAAUACCAGCACCAGCGGCUGAAACAGAAUCUUGAACUGAACUUGCUUCCAUUAGUGGUUGACGAUGACGUGCGCCUGCGAGCUUUGGUCGCUCAUCCUGGAGGCCCUCGAUGGCAGGAUCGAGAUCUGGAAGAAAAACUAAAACAGCGUCUCCAGGAAAAUUACAGUCUGUACAUGGACACCGUCAAAAUAAUGAACGAAGUGAUGGGGGAGUUGAAGGCAAAAGUUUCGACUGGGCACUCAUCUGGAGACUAUGAGAUGCGCCGUUUUAUCUUCGGCAUUGACAAAGCGCCCCGUGACGACCUGCUUCGCAAGGUGGAUAGAUACAACACAAUAUUACGAGACCUUCUGGAAACAAGCGAUAAAAUCACGCAGAUCAGAAAACGAAUUGCGCUUCCAAAAGCUCAGAGGUCCUUGCUUAGCUUCUGGAAACAUGCCAGCGCCAUUUAUGGUCUCCUGCAAGGAGCCUGGAAGCAGAACUGCUGUCGGUCACAUCAUGCCGAUCUCUUGCUCGAAAAUCGGAAAUGCCCAGACGUUGCGUUCACUGUGUUGUUCCGUGCUGGUGACAAUGAGGGCGAACCAAAUAUCGCAUUCUGGCUUUGGCAAACGGCUUGUAUCAAACUCUUUAGGGCUCACGACAAUGACGCAGGAAACAUACUCAAGCUUCCCGCGCCAGAGAGAACAAUACAAGGAAAUCCUCAGCCCCCGUCCCAAAGCCAGCUACCCUCUGCCCCGAAGGAGCAGUCUAGCUUGAAAGGACAGCUAAAGCAGCUUUUCAGACCUAAGUCAAGGAAGGAGGCUGCCUGCCCUGUUGCCGCACCCUCACAGACGUUUCCCACGAAAACACCUAUAGUUGCAUCGAGCCGUCUGGAUGGGGUGGCUCUGACGGAGCCGUCUAUGAUCACCGAUCUCUGCAAAACCUUUGCCACAAUUUCCCCCACCGGCGGUCUUUCUGGAAUACUGGAGAACGAUGACAAUCAAUACGCUCUCGUUCUUCCCGAAGCGCCUCAUCCGGAUGCCGAUGCCCGAAAAAUGGUGAAUCUGUGGACCUUACUGAAUAAGACCUCGACCAUAGUCCUCACUCGUCGAGAUCGGCUCUCAAUUGCACUUGCGCUGGCAUCGUCACACUUGGAGCUACAUUCGACGCCGUGGCUCAGAAGCUUGUGGAGCAAAACGGACAUCCAAUUCCUCGUGGAUCCGCAGGAUGAGAACCGCGUUCUGACCGAUAAACCAUACCUCUCGCGUGACUUUUUGACCAGUCAUCAAGCUUCGAUCUCCAGACCUGCAAGUGGUGAUUUCGGCUUCUGUGCCCUCGGGAUAAUCCUUCUUGAAUUGAACUUCUACAUGCCAAUCGAGCAUUAUGGCCCGAGGAAGGCCCUGGAAUCUGCAUAUCCCGCGACCGAUCGACUCACGGCACAGAUCUGGGAUCAUUCAAUCGCCACGGGGUGGUGUAACGAUCUGAUGGACGAUGUCGGUCCGGAAUAUUGUUCUGCCGUUCGUUGGUGUCUCGAAAGGACAUUUUCCGGGCGAGACCAAUGGCGGGAAAGCUAUAUCGAGGAAGUAAUUCAGCCGUUGGAAAAUUGCUAUGGUCAUUUGGCAGGAAUACAAUAUUGA
Messenger RNA from Cladophialophora psammophila CBS 110553, 1758 nucleotides. RefSeq lists its product as uncharacterized. Lineage: Eukaryota; Fungi; Ascomycota; Eurotiomycetes; Chaetothyriales; Herpotrichiellaceae. The record is from RefSeq and is a predicted model, not a curated record. Bases 1 to 1758 code for a protein of 585 amino acids. The transcript is spliced from 2 exons.